CGCGUCAAACGGCAGAGAAAAAGGGCAGCCCAGAUCGGGCUUCCUAGCAUUUCUCAUAAGGAAAACAAAAACCAGAUACUUCUAAAAACAAAAAUCGCCCGGACAAAGCCCUUUUUUGGCACACGUUGAUACAGACCAGCAGUACUUUCGAUGGAGCCGCCAUCUCCACCGUCUUUUCCUCCGAAAGAGUCGCUCAUUAACCGCUGCAAACCCAUUUGGCGUUCUUUCUUGAUCUUCAAUCUCGCUCUCGGAGUAUUUGUCAUCAGGGGAGAAGCAGGUUGGAUGAGCAGAUGGUGCUGCCAGUACCAGUGGCAAUUCUUUCUUAGUUUUUUUUGUUAUUGGCAUCGGGUGUCCGAGAACUGCAUCCCGACUAAUCCUGGGAGUACACAGGCCCUCGACAAGGAGUUUUCUGCAAGUGCACCUCAGCUUACAUGUUUGCAGGGGCAAGAAAGAAAGAUGCAGUCAUUGCUAAUAGCAAAUCUGCUGAAAAAAAGUUCGAUGAUCACAAAGCUACGAAAGAAGAUCCCUCCGAACCUAUUACGAGUCCAGCUACCCCAAUUGCUGAGAUGCCAUAUCUCCCUUAUUCAGUACUGGAGCCAUUGAAGGUCCUGGAGCCCAUCCCUGAAGAUCAGCAGCUUGAACUUUUCCAAUGGAUUUUGGAAGAGAAAAGAAAAGCCAAACCCAAAAGUCGUCAAGAGAAGCAACGAAAUGAUGAAGACAAGGCAAUACUAAAACAGUAUAUUCGAGCAAAAUCCAUUCCAAGUCUUUAGUUGAUACUUUUCUUGACCAAAUAUUUUGAUUUGAAAAAGUUGAAUUGUUUAUUAUAUUUUGUGAAAAUUUUAAAAAAUUGUAAUGAUGAGAUGAAAUGAAUUGAGGUGAGUUUCGAAUUCAAAUGGCACCGUAGAGAACAUGCUACAAGGGACAGACUCUCACAUAUAGGUCUUAUUGUGGAACUCAUUUUGAACUUUCAGAUAGAUAGUCAAUAGAUUUACAUUGGUUAGGCUA
Messenger RNA from Juglans microcarpa x Juglans regia, 1005 nucleotides. RefSeq lists its product as uncharacterized. The transcript is spliced from 3 exons. NCBI's taxonomy places the organism in Eukaryota, Viridiplantae, Streptophyta, Magnoliopsida, Fagales, Juglandaceae. The coding region runs from base 151 to 603 and encodes 150 amino acids. The record is from RefSeq and is a predicted model, not a curated record.